AUGGAACCGUGCUUAUGCCGACUUUGCGGGCGAAUGUUUCUUGUCAUCGCAGACGCCUACUCGAAAUGGCCAGAGAUCGUUGAAAUGUCGACUACAACAUCUACUGCUACGAUCAAGGAACUUCGGAGGAUAUUCUCCCAAUUCGGCUACCCGGAGACACUGGUCACAGACAAUGGCACACAGUUCACGUCGAAGGAAUUCAAGGAGUUUUGCCUCAAAGAUCUUCGCUCACCACCAUUCCAUCCAUAG
This is a messenger RNA of Cooperia oncophora, 249 nucleotides long. The record is from the annotation of a GenBank genome assembly. Lineage: Eukaryota; Metazoa; Nematoda; Chromadorea; Rhabditida; Trichostrongylidae.